AUGGCGGUGAUGGCGGAGGCGAUGCGUCUGCGCGCCGCCGGAGAGAACGUGGUGGACUUCUCGGCGGGACAGCCCGACUUCGACACGCCGUCGGUGGCGCGAGAGGCGGGGAUCCACGCCAUCGAGUCGGGAUAUACCCGCUACACCGCGAACCCCGGCGCUCCCGACCUGCGGGCCGCGGUGGCCGAGGCUACCGCCGCGACUUCGAUCUGGACUUCGGAGCGGGCAACGUCCUGA
Messenger RNA from Geodia barretti, 237 nucleotides. The record is from the annotation of a GenBank genome assembly. NCBI's taxonomy places the organism in Eukaryota, Metazoa, Porifera, Demospongiae, Tetractinellida, Geodiidae.